AAACUUAUCACACCAGCGGAAACUGUUGUUCCCGUCCUCGGUUAUGACAAGUGCAGCUCCAAAUGAAAGGAUGAAUUCCAUUUACGUCCUCGCCGCGCUUAAUGGCGCAAACCUAAUUUUCUUCUUUGUCGGAAUCUCUCUCUCGCGUAGCUUCGCAACGCCAUCGGGUUGUGAUUAUCGUGUGAAGCGGUGCGUGAAACCGGAAGUAUUUAAAAUUUCGUGAUUAACGUGCGUCAUUACGCGGUGUCCGCGGCGUGUUUGCUCUUGAAAUAAGAUACAUCUUCCUAAUUGUCUCGGAAUAAAAGUAGAUUCUUCGUUGUGCGUGAAUUGCGUACAUGCAUAUGCGUGCCUUACACUUGUGUGAAGAUGAAGUGUUCUUCGAUGUUAUUGUUGUUAUUAGCUUUCUUUGGUCAGUGCAUUGUUUGUUCCUGGCAGUCGCAGAUGAGCCCUACUCGUUCCUUUUCAGUCCGAUCAUGUCCUGUAAAACAGCUAGCUAACGGAAGAGUUCGCGUUCGGUCUCGAGGUAGACUCAUGAGGUACAUGUGUCUCGAAGGAUACACUCUUGUAGGCAACAAGUAUUCCACGUGCGUACGUGGCCAAUGGGACACACCUACUCCCGUGUGUGUGAGUGCUGGAUGCUCUAUACCACCAAAACCGGAUAAUUCAAUGAUGAUACCAAAAUUUGGAGGUGCAAUAUUAAUGUUCUUCUGCGAACCUAAUUACUCUCUGAUCGGCAGUGCCGAAAUUUAUUGCGACGGACGUCAGUGGAAUGGAACGAUUCCUUAUUGUCGAGACACUAACGCAACCACGCCGACAAAAUGCGAUUUUGAAAGCCCGGAUCUUUGCUGGUGGGAACAAGAUCCUCUGCAUGAUUUCGAUUGGACACGCCAUAAUUUUGAGACACCGAGUUUACACAUCGGCACCGGUCCGACUCACGACCAUACUCUGGGAGCCGGAAAUGACGGCCAUUAUCUUUAUAUCGAGGCAUCCGGACGAUUGGUUAACGAUACAGCGAGAAUUAUAUCUCCACUAUAUAAAUCAUCAUUGACUGAAUCUGGAUGUUUCUCGUUCUGGUAUCACAUGUUUGGUAUCUGGAUUGGAUCAUUGAAUGUAUAUUUCAAACAAGAAGAUACUGAGAAACGAGAUUUGAUAUUCACCAAAAGUGGGAAUCAAGGAAAUCGAUGGUUUCAUGGCAUUUCCGAACUACCGAAAGCUAACGCCAGCUUCCAGAUUAUCAUAGAAGGAGUGCGAGGUAACACUUACGAGAGUGAUAUUGCAAUAGAUGAUGUCGCUAUUUUACAUGGGGAUGAGUGCAUUGCUACAAACGAGUCUGCUAUCACUGUAGGUUACGAUGAUCAAAUUGAAAUAGUUAACGCGCAACAGACUUGUCGUGACAGAUGCGUUUCGUCGGAAAGCAUUGUUCCUUCCGCCCCGCCAUUUGGACCGGAGAGUUGCCUUUGCACGAUCGAUUGUGCGGAACGCUCUAUUUGCUGCCCAGAUUACGCUGAAUAUUGCAUACUGGGACAGGUUUACACAGAGUACGAAUCAUACAGUACAAUGCUCUAUAAUAGUACAAUGGAAUCGCCGAGUAAAACUUUGACGAUUGCACCGAUGAAGAAUUCCACUCUGCCGGGAUUUCUCAUUCCUAUAAAUCCAAAGGACGACAUCGACCCAGGUAUGACGACGCUGACUAUUACGCGAAGGACCACGACCACAACGCAAAGACCCACGACCACAACGCGUAGGACUACGACCACAACGGUCAAGACUCGAACCAGGAAACCCUCGUGGAAAACAACGCCUGUGAAGCCAACACAGCAGGGAACGGAGGAAACGCCUUUCAUACACCAAUUACAUUUGACAACGGUAGAACUUCUGCCUCGAUCUGAUCUGCCCGACGUGGAGCGGAGUCCGGAGAAGGUGAAACAAGGUAGAGGCAUCGAGAUACUGGAGAUCGUCAUCGCAGUGGGUGCGACUUUGUUCGUGCUCUCCGUGGCGCUUGUGAUAGCGAUUUUCGUUAUCAGGAGGAGAAAAACUUACAAGAGAGGAGCGAACGGUUCGGCGCUUUCGGAAGACAGCGAUGUCCGUUUUUUGACAUCCGACGAAAUCCUGGAUUUUAAUUUAGCCCGACCCACUGAUAACGAUGAAAUGUAGCCCAACGUUAUUAAAAUUCCUCCCUUAAACGACUUUAAAUGGAAUUAAAUUGAUCGUUCGAUUAACAAAAUUGAUUAAGCGAAUACAGCUACCUAGAAAACUCUACGAGCGGAACGAUCAUCGCUGUAUAUUGCUUUUAUUAAUUUUUUAAUCAUUUCCAAUUACGGACGCGAUACGAAACUUUCGAUUGUUUGCUCACCUUGAGGAAAUUGAAAUGUUUCUUUGAAAUAUUAAAUAAUGUAUAUUUUUAUUUCACUAUUUUAAAAACAAAAUCUCUAAUUUUAGUUUUAACUUAAUUUUUACGUUAAUAAGAAUAAUAAGUAUUAUAGCGAACGCAUUAUGCUAUUAUUAGAAGAUUACUCGAAAAGUUUAGACACUACUGUACACAUGUAUACAAUUUUAAUUUUUGCAUAUGAAGAAAAUGGAGAAUUAUUAUAUAGAGGAGAAGGUAGUAUUAUAGCUGUAACCAUUAUAGUAUAGUACCAGUAUAGUUGUAAACAUUAUGGCUACUAUUAUCUUCGUUAUUAAGUAACGAUUAUUGAUGAUCGCUUAUGAAAUCGUUUGUGUCUAUUUCCAUCAAUGUAGAUUAACUCUGAUCUCAGCUUAACUUACUCUUCAUUUUUUUCUAUUUCUUUUAGAACUAGGAAAGGUUAAAGAGUAAAUUAAACCGAAAUCAAAGUUAAUCUACAUUAGUGAAAAUAGACAUUAAUAGCCGACCGUUAUAACAAUGACGGUAAUAUGCUUUAAUACACAACUACCGACAAUUAUUAUAAAGCAUUUUUAAAGCAUUUUUUACUUUUCAGUACUUUGCAAUUUUUUUCGAGAUACAUUUUAACAUUUAAUUAUACAUUUUCACUGAUACAACCUUUUCCUCUAUUAAACCUUUAUAAUUAUUGUUCAGUAUAAAAUUAUUAUUAAUUACGAAUAAAAAAAUAAGUUAUUUUACAAAAUUCGAGAUUAUUUCAAUUCAAUCAUUAUUUACUUUUGACAAUUUUAAAAUUAUUUUAUUUCGAUAACAAUUCACUAUCAUAAUUUAUAUGUACUUUUACACGUCGAACCUCCUAAUUAUUUACUUUAAGUUAGUUUUAUUGACCAUUGUAGUGCGAUGGAUAGUGCGACCUAAUUCUUCGAUGAUGAAGCUAACACUCGAGAGAUUAACCGAUAAUAACAUUGUGCAACGUUCUAUUUGGGAAGUUAAACACGCACCUGGGAUUGAUGUCGGGCGCACCGAUUGAUUUCACUCUGCGUAUACGUCAUUGCCAAAAUAUGUAUGCCGGGGCACGUAGUUUCGCAUCUAGAGAAUCGGUCACUAGAUAGAUGGACGUUUUAAGUUGGUGUCUAGGCGCUUAGAUAAUUAUAAUACGUCCCACGAAUAACGAGAGAUAUUCGCGUCAGAGAAAAGUUUAUUGUCCGUUUACAGAUUUUCGAUAAAGAAUUUUUCUAAUUAAACACAAAGGGCCCCACGAAUGUCAGUCUAAUGAAUUAUUUAUGAAGCUACUCUGUAGUCGCGGCAUGCGGAGUUUUUGUGGUGAACUAUACAGGUUUGCGGAUGUCGUGAAACGUCGCUUUUCUCUCGGGAGAGAGUACCGAGAAAGAAUACAAAGCGAAAAGUGAAUAUCGAAUUUAGUACGUGCGUGGUCGAUUUGCUGCACGGCGCAGUUUCGGUCGCGUUUCACGUUUCUGACAUGUAUACAGGCGCAUUGUACGUAUGAUUUGGAUUAUUACGUUUAUUUACGAAGCGCCUUACGCAAGUAUAAGACGAAGUUUUUCAAAGAACACUGUAACUUUGUAUGUGAUAUUCAAAAAUUUUUACAUUUCCUUCUUCAUGCAUCAAAUAUUCUCGACAUGUAAGGCCUUUUGACAUUUCCUCAAGUAAAAUAAUAGAAACACAUUUUUUUAUUUAAAAUUAUACAGUUUGAUAUUAUUUGUUUUUUUUUCUAUUAUCUUUAAUUUUGCGCUAUUACUUGGACAUUCUGGUAUAUUUUU
Molecule: messenger RNA, 4140 nt
Organism: Solenopsis invicta (red fire ant)
Lineage: Eukaryota; Metazoa; Arthropoda; Insecta; Hymenoptera; Formicidae
Product: MAM and LDL-receptor class A domain-containing protein 2
Exons: 10
Coding region: 367-2154 (595 amino acids)
Cellular component (GO): membrane
Source: RefSeq, a predicted model, not a curated record